AUGGCCGGUCAUGGUAUUCCCCGCUACAGCUCAUUAGGAGAGCGAUCGGAAGAAGCUCUCCAACAAGAACUACAGAAGAUCCAAACUUACCGUGAUUUGGACAGACUCGUUCGUGAUAAGAUUGCUGAGCAUGAAUAUACGCCUGGAACACUGCAAAAGAUCUCCGACUUAUUGAGCCGUAAUCCAGAGUAUUAUACUGUGUGGAACUAUCGACGAAAGGUCCUGCAACAUGAGUUUAAAGUCGCAUCGUCAGGUCAAACCAAUGAGGCUGCGACGGAACAGAUAGCAAAUCUAAUCAGGAGUGAUUUGCAGUUCCUCAUACCUCUUCUUCGAAGCUUCCCCAAGUGCUACUGGAUAUGGAACUAUCGCAUGUGGCUUCUUGAUGAAAUCAAACGAUUGCUCCCUCGGUCGGUGGCUCGAAGAUUCUGGCAAGAAGAGUUGGCCCUUGUGGGUAAGAUGCUUAGUCUGGAUAAUAGAAACUUCCAUGGUUGGGGCUACAGGAGAUUUGUCGUAGAGUCUCUGGAAGAGCUCGCACCCGAGGAUCAGGAAACACAGAGCAUGGCGCAAGAGGAAUUCGGCUACGCGAAGAAGAUGAUAGGUACUAACCUGUCUAAUUUUUCUGCUUGGCAUUAUCGCACAAAGCUCAUUCAGCGACUUCUGAACGAGCAGUCAGCUACUGACGAGACUCGCAAGAAGAUGCUUGAUGAUGAGCUGGAUCUCAUCCACCGUGCUCUAUGCGACCCUUACGACCAAUCACUCUGGUUUUAUCACCAAAAUUUGAUGUGCACCUUUGAUCCUUCGAUCUCAGACCAGACAAUGGCGCCCAACCUCAGUAGGGAGGAUCGGUCAAGGUACCUCCGCCAAGAAAUUGACGAGAUUCAAGAAAUGCUUGACGGAGCAGAGGAUUGCAAGUAUAUCUACCAGGCAUUGAUCGAUUGUACGCUAUUGGCAACAAAGGUGGAGGGGGCUAUGUCCAGCGCAGACAAGGAGAACAUUUUGAGCUGGCUUUCCGAAUUGAAGAAGUUGGAUCCGCUACGCUGUGGGCGAUGGUCGGAUUUUGAGAAGUCACUCUACGUCGAAUCAUGA
This is a messenger RNA of Aspergillus clavatus NRRL 1, 1086 nucleotides long. Its product is annotated as Rab geranylgeranyltransferase BET4. Gene Ontology annotation, molecular function: Rab geranylgeranyltransferase activity. Bases 1 to 1086 code for a protein of 361 amino acids. Gene Ontology annotation, biological process: protein geranylgeranylation. Gene Ontology annotation, cellular component: Rab-protein geranylgeranyltransferase complex; cytoplasm. Lineage: Eukaryota; Fungi; Ascomycota; Eurotiomycetes; Eurotiales; Aspergillaceae. The transcript has 4 exons. The record is from RefSeq and is a predicted model, not a curated record.